Molecule: messenger RNA, 1885 nt
Organism: Sturnus vulgaris (Common starling)
Lineage: Eukaryota; Metazoa; Chordata; Aves; Passeriformes; Sturnidae
Gene: KLHL40
Product: kelch like family member 40
Biological process (GO): negative regulation of proteasomal ubiquitin-dependent protein catabolic process; skeletal muscle fiber development; negative regulation of protein ubiquitination
Cellular component (GO): A band; I band
Molecular function (GO): protein binding
Source: RefSeq, a predicted model, not a curated record
AAAGAACGAGCAGUUACUCCUCACCAUGGGUUUGCCUCUUGAUCAAGUGGAAGAAUUGCGUCUCUACCAGCAAACUCUUCUCCAGGACGGACUCAAAGACAUGUUGGACCACAAUAAGUUCCUGGACUGUGUCUUAAAAGUGAAAGGGAAGGAGUUUCCCUGCCAUCGGCUGGUGCUGGCAGCCUGCAGCCCCUAUUUCCGGGCCAUGUUCCUGUCAGACAUGGAGGAGAGCAAGAAGAGGGAGAUCAGCUUGGAAGACGUCGAUCCAGAUGUCAUGGGCAAGAUCCUCCACUACAUCUACACCUCUGAGCUGGAGAUCACGGAGCAGAACGUGCAGGACAUCUUCUCCGUGGCCAACAUGUUCCAGAUCCCCUCCAUCUUCACCGUGUGCGUGUCCUUCCUGCAGAAGAGGCUCUGCCUCAGCAACUGCCUGGCCAUCUUCCGCCUGGGAUUGAUGCUGGAUUGCGCCCGGCUGGCCGUGGCUGCCCGGGAUUUCAUCUGUGACCGCUUCUCCCUGGUCUCCAGGGACGAGGAGUUCUACCAGCUCUCCCCCGACGAGCUGAUUGCCAUCAUCUCCAGCGACUCCCUCAACGUGGAGAAGGAGGAGAACGUCUUCGAGGUGGUGAUGAAGUGGGUGGGCACCAAGGACCGCGAGAGCCGGCAGAAAGCCUUGCCUGUCGUCUUCGAGAGCGUCCGCUUCCGCCUCAUGCCCAACGACUACAUCAAGGACCACGUGGAGAAGCACGCCAUGGUCAAGUCCAGCCCCGAGCUGCUCAAGAAGCUGCAGAUGGUGAAGGAUGCCCAGAAAGGCAAAUUCACUGUGGUGAAGAAGAAGAAAGUGAAGAAGAACAGCGAGAAUCAAGAAAAGGAGAAUGUUGUCAAUGGAGCAGUAGAUGAAGGGGAAGACACAGAGGAGGACGCUCUCCCUGGGAUCCUGAACGACACGAUGCGCUUUGGGAUGUUCCUCCAGGACCUUAUUUUCAUGGUGAGUGACAGUGGAGCGGUGGCCUACGACCCCAAUGCCAACGAGUGCUAUUUUGCCUCCCUGUCUACUCAAAUCCCAAAGAACCACGUCAGUCUGGUGACCAAAGAGAAUCAGAUCUUCAUUGUUGGAGGACUGUACUACAACGAGGACAGCAAAGAGGAUCCCAUGAGCUCCUACUUCCUACAGUACGACCAUCUGGAUGCAGACUGGCUGGGGAUGCCCCCCCUGCCCUCCCCUCGCUGCCUCUUCGGCCUGGGGGAGGCAGAAAACUCAAUUUUUGUGGUUGGAGGCAAGGAACUGAAGGAGGGAGAGAAGACCUUGGAUUCAGUGCUGUGCUACGACCGGCUGUCCUUCAAGUGGGGUGAGGCUGAUCCCCUUCCCUAUGCAGUCUAUGGCCAUGCAGUGGUGUCACACAAGGACCUUGUCUACGUCAUCGGGGGCAAAGGAGGUGACAAGAAGUGCCUGAAGAAGAUGUGUGUCUACAACCCAGCCAAGUUUGAGUGGAAGGAGAUGGCUCCCAUGAAAACUGCCCGCUCCUUGUUCGGAGCCACCGUGCACAAGGACAAAAUCUACGUGGCAGCUGGUGUGACAGACUCUGGUCUGACCAACUCGGUGGAGGUCUAUGACAUUGCCACCAACAAGUGGGACACCUUCACUGAGUUCCCUCAGGAGCGCAGCUCUGUCAGCCUGGUCAGCCUGUCUGGGGUGCUCUACCUGCUCGGGGGGUUCGCCACCGUGGAGACAGAGUCAGGAGAGCUGGUGCCAACGGAGCUGAACGACGUUUGGAGGUAUGAUGAGGAGCAGAAGAAGUGGGAAGGGGUCCUGCGGGAGAUCCAGUACGCCUCCGGUGCCACCUUCCUCCCCGUGCGCCUCAACGUUCUGCGCCUGACAAAGAUGUAG